Lotus japonicus is the source of this 1251-nucleotide messenger RNA. RefSeq names its product 14-3-3-like protein. The transcript is spliced from 2 exons. Gene Ontology annotation, cellular component: cytoplasm. The coding region runs from base 168 to 917 and encodes 249 amino acids. Gene Ontology annotation, biological process: signal transduction. Lineage: Eukaryota; Viridiplantae; Streptophyta; Magnoliopsida; Fabales; Fabaceae. The record is from RefSeq and is a predicted model, not a curated record.
UAGUUCCAGUAUUUAUAUCCUCUCAUUGAGAAGCUUGGUUCAGGCACAAAACAAAACCAAUCACUCUGACCUUUAUCUUUUUUUCUGGCUUGCCAUCGUUUCUUCGAGAAAGGGAAGAGCGAUCUCCAUCUUUUGUGCCAGCAACACUCAUUUUAAAAGUUUUGACAAUGGCAGCCGCAUCCACAACUCGUGAAAAGUACCUGUACAUGGCAAAGCUCGCCGAGGAGGCUGAGGCCUAUGACGAGAUGGUGGAGUUCAUGGAGAAGGUCUGCGCAGCUGCAGACAGCGAGGACCAGGAACUCACGGUGGAGGAGAGGAACCUCCUCUCGGUGGCCUACAAAAACGUGAUGGGAACAAAGCGCGCUUCGUGGCGCAUCAUCUCCUCCAAGGAGGCGAAGGAGGAGAGCCUUGGUAACGAGGACCACCUAGACAACAUCCGCGAAUUCCGUUACAUGGUAGAGUCCCAUCUCUGUAACAUCUGCGACGAUGUCCUCAAUCUCCUCGACUCACGCCUCAUCCCGUCGGCCACCUCCGCGGAAUCCAAGGUCUUCUACCUCAAGAUGAAGGGUGAUUACUACAGGUACCGUGCCGAGUUUAAGACAUCCGACCAGCGUAAGGAGUCUGCUGAGAGCACCUUAGUCGCUUACAAAUCUGCCGAGGAUAUUGCUAAUGCAGAACUUGCUCCAACUCAUCCAAUUAGGCUCGGUCUUGCUCUGAACUUCUCUGUGUUUUACUAUGAAAUUCUCAACUCUCCUGAUCGUGCCUGCAAAAUCGCAAAAGACGCUUUCGAUGAAGCGAUAUCUGAAUUGGAUACCUUGGGAGAGGAAUCAUACAAGGAUAGCACUUUGAUCAUGCAACUUCUUCGUGAUAACCUCACCCUUUGGACCUCUGAGGUGGAGGAUGAUGCAUCAGAUUAAAUUAAAGACUGAAGAUAUAUUCAACUGCUGAUGUUUUUCAAGGGAUCGAGAUGCUUGUUGCUAAUCUCGUUUAUUAGGUGCUGAGAUUUUUGGCAUUCAAGUCUGUUAUGAAUUCUGGAUGUACUUGGCUGCUUUAUUUUGUCCAUCCAUUUUUAUUUGAAUAAUGUUUUGUUGCAUACAAAACACACUGAAUUACAAGAAAAGAUAAUAUAUAUAGAAAUGAGAGAAAAGAAAUGAUGUGAUUGAAAAAAAAAAAGAGAUUGAUAAGAAGAGAAGGUAAGCGAAAAAUAAGAUGAAAGAAAAUAUGAAGUGUGAAUGAAUAAUUUCUGUUUUA